Molecule: messenger RNA, 1885 nt
Organism: Stegodyphus dumicola
Lineage: Eukaryota; Metazoa; Arthropoda; Arachnida; Araneae; Eresidae
Product: liver carboxylesterase-like
Source: RefSeq, a predicted model, not a curated record
GUCUCUUUUCAAAAGCUAUAGCACAAAGUGGAAGUCCUAUAGGAGAAUGGGCAGUACAAAGAAAACCUCGGAUGUAUGUAGAGCGACUGGCUCGCAAAUUGAAGUGUCCAGAGGUCAAAGAGAGUGCAGCCAUACUUGAUUGUUUGAGAAAAAUCAGUUCAGAAGAUAUCAUAGAAAAGAGCGAAGAUGCUGGGAAUGUGGAUUUAUUCCAGAAGACUUUGGAAGAUUCCCUGAUGCUGCAAUUUGCACCUGUUGUAGACGGAGAAGUUUUGCCGCAACAUCCGACAAUGAUGCUUCAGCAGGAAGGUUCUCUCAACAAAGUUCCCAUUAUAGUAGGAGUGACAAGGGAUGAGCUCGAAGUAUGGAUGACAAAGUCCUACCAAGACAAAGAUCCAUCUUCAAUCCCUUUCACUAAAGAUCUACUCAGGAAGUACUUGCUGCAUUUAGUCCGGAAAGAUUUCAUGUCUGAAAUAACAGCCGACGUUUUAUUGCAUGCUGUGUACACAGAGUACGUAUAUAGACAUGGUACUACUUCUCAUCAUAAGAAGCGAAGACAACAGCAACAUGAGAUGAGCAACGGCUCCAUGCCUUACUACGAAAACCCUUCAUCAGCACUUCCAGAUAUCAGGACGCUGGGAAAAAUUAUCAGCGACAUCGAUCUGAAGGCACCAUCUGUAAAAUUAGUGAAUUUGUUGUCACUUCACUCCAGUGUAUCAGUCUACAUGUAUGAAUUCGAUUAUGCUAGUUCUGAUGAUGUCAUCGUCACCAAGUAUGUAGGUGCGAACAAUACGUGGGUAGGUUCAUAUCACGAAAGUGAACUGUAUUACAUUUUUGGUUUUCCACAUAUGGACUUAGACAAUGCUCUAAGACUUCCCCAAGAUAAAGAAGUAUCGGACAUCUUAAUUCAGCUGUGGACAAAUUUUGCAAAAAGCGGAAAUCCCACUCCUAGAAGAGACUCUUCCAUUUCUGCAUUCAAGAAUUUUACGUGGAGACCAUAUACAGAAGAAGAAGAUUUUUUCGCAACCUUGGGCUUACAACCAUUUGUAGCUCGCUCAUAUGAAUCAGAGAGGAUGACAUUCUGGAACCACUUUGUACCACUCUUUACCGAGUAUCCAAUCACUAUUACGUGUAAUCUCAGUAAAGUAGCUACACCUCAAGCAGAAUGCAGCGUCGAAGUCAUUAUACUCCUUUCCUUCGUCGGAUGGCUACUCGCUAUUAUUUGCCUAGGUUUGUUGAUCCAUCUGUGCCUCUGCAAAAAUUUCACGCAUUUUACUGCAAUAAGAAAUCUUCCUAUACCAAUCUGACAGCUGGAAGAAAUGAAAAGACAUGCAUUUUCUACUAUUAGUUUGGCCAAAUAAGAACUAAAAUCAAUUCCACACAGAAUAUUUGAUGGCAUUACUCAUUUCGAAGGAAACUGAUUUCCUAAUUAAUCUUUCAUGAUAUACUUUAAUUGCGAAAUGACAGUUUUCAUGGAUCACAACAAUUUGCGAAGCUGAAGUACCUCAUAUGAUCAUGUUUCCACAUAUCAUUAUACUCGUAUUUAUAAAUCUUCUUUACUUGUGAAAAUAAUAAACACAUUUUGCUCACAUUUAUUUUCAGCUCAGUCAAAAGACUGCAUAAUGUCCAUUCUAUAAAUUAUUAUAUUUUGUUGAUAAGCGUUUCCUACAAAAAUCUAGUAUAACGUUAAGAAGAAAUUUAUUUGGCAUCAAUAUGUUCAUGCUUCGCUGUAGUAUAGAGACGAACUUCGUUGCUCUGCGACAGCACAUUUGAUAAGCACUGUAGUUUUUACAUAAGCACUGUAGUUUUUCAUGUAUCAAGCUUUAAAUAUUUGUUUUUACAACUAUCAAUUUAUUCUUAAUGUUUGAAAUAAAAAGUAUAAAGAAGU